AUGAUCACAACUGAAACUCUGCAUACUCAAUUUAAUCAUCGUGAUGAUCGUAUAAAUUGUUUGAUGCCAAUGUUGAUGACGGGAGUAUCAAGAUUGCUUUCACAAAAAGCGAUUAGUAUCAAAGCAUGUGGUCCAUACCAGUUGGAAAAAGUGAAUAGAAACAUGUUCCAGUUCGAUACAGUUGAAAUGAAAAGAUUUGAGGAGGAUCAAACAGCUGGAGAGUAUGUUGAUGCAACGAUGACUUGGCUGAGUUGGAUGUCACAAAUACGUGUAUUGAAUAUAGACAAUGAACUAUUGUUUCAACUCACCAAUCAUAAUUUUCGUAUUGAUCAGUUAUUGUCUAUAGAAAUUCUUAUUAUUCGUCAAAUAACUCAUUCUGUCGGUAAUGAUUCGUUAAGUAUUGUCAAUCGUCUUGGUAAAUCAUCGUCGUUACACACCAUAAAUAUAAAAAAGUAUCAACUGAAUGCUGAAUUAACAAUGAACGAUCUGUUGUUGGUUGUAUCUAAAAUGCACCAUGACUUAUCUGCAUUAAAAAUGAUGACAAUCGACUUCGACAAAGAUGUUCCGUUUGGUGUUGAAACAAUUGAUAACUUGACGGUCGUGCAGAAGGAAAACUGUCGUCUAGAGUAUUUUCAUGCGACUAAUUGUUAUGUUGAACUAUGGUUUAGUGCCUAA
Adineta ricciae is the source of this 675-nucleotide messenger RNA. NCBI's taxonomy places the organism in Eukaryota, Metazoa, Rotifera, Eurotatoria, Adinetida, Adinetidae. The record is from the annotation of a GenBank genome assembly.